AUGGGAAGAAUUGGAAAGAGAUUAGACAUAGAUUUCAUUGUUUCAACUGACCCUGCAUUUGAGGACUCAUUUACCAAAAUCUACACACCAAAGAGCCUGCAAAAGCAGUGGUACGCCGGCAAAGGUGAUGCAGAGGCACAACUGAGCCCUCUUCUUAGGAAAGUUGACAGUAGAUGGAUUUGCUUGAGAUCUUUCCUGGUCAAUGCAGAUACCACUCCUUUCGCAGAAGAGUACUUCACUGAAAAGCAACAUAGUUAUGAUUGGCGAGGCGUCACGCCUCAAAAAACUUACAUUGCAAAAGUGUUAAAAGAACUUGAAUCAGCAUUGAGGCAAUCAACGGCGAAAUGGAAAAUAGUUGUUGGUCACCAUGGUGACACUCAGGAACUUAUACAGAGGCUUCUUCCAAUUCUUAAGACCUGCAAUGUCGAUUUUUACAUGAAUGGGCAUGACCAUUGCCUUGAACACAUUAGCGAUAAUGAAAGCCCCAUCCUGUUUCUAACCAGUGGCGCGGGCUCAAAGGCAUGGAGGGGAAAUGUUAAAAGAUUAAACAGAGAAGAUGUAAUGUUCUUCUAUGAUGGGCAAGGUUUCAUGUCUGUGCAGUUAACACAGACUGAAUCAGUGAUUAUGUUCUAUGAUGUUUUUGGUACAGUUUUACACAGAUUGACUACGUUCAGGCAACUUCACUCGGCUAUAUAG
This is a messenger RNA of Ilex paraguariensis (yerba mate), 696 nucleotides long. The record is from the annotation of a GenBank genome assembly. Lineage: Eukaryota; Viridiplantae; Streptophyta; Magnoliopsida; Aquifoliales; Aquifoliaceae.